This is a messenger RNA of Gadus macrocephalus (Pacific cod), 1987 nucleotides long. RefSeq names its product cytochrome P450 2J4-like. Gene Ontology annotation, cellular component: cytoplasm; intracellular membrane-bounded organelle. Bases 1 to 1497 code for a protein of 498 amino acids. The transcript has 9 exons. Gene Ontology annotation, biological process: xenobiotic metabolic process. Gene Ontology annotation, molecular function: heme binding; iron ion binding; oxidoreductase activity, acting on paired donors, with incorporation or reduction of molecular oxygen, reduced flavin or flavoprotein as one donor, and incorporation of one atom of oxygen. Lineage: Eukaryota; Metazoa; Chordata; Actinopteri; Gadiformes; Gadidae. The record is from RefSeq and is a predicted model, not a curated record.
AUGGCGUUGUUCUGUGAAAUAUUAGCCCUGGAGUGGAUGGACACCAAAUGUGUAUUUAUAUUCGUCUUGGUUUUCCUGCUCCUUGCUGAUUAUUUAAAGUACAGAGUCCCGGCUGAUUUUCCUCCGGGACCCUGGGCUAUCCCUUUCAUUGGGGACGUCCACCGAAUCAACCCCAGCCAAAUACAUCUGCAGUUUGACAAGUUUGCUGAGAAAUAUGGACCCGUUUUUAGUCUUCGAAUGAUGGGUGGAAGGGUCGUGGUUGUCAACGGAUACAAGCUUGUGAGGGAAGCCUUGGUCGAGAAAGGCGAAGACUAUGUGGAUCGCCCAAGUAUACCAUUGUUUGAAGAGGUCAUUGGAAAUAAAGGUCUGGUGUUGUCAAAUGGCUACCAAUGGAGGAAGCAGAGGAGGUUUGCCCUGCACACACUCAGAAACUUUGGACUGGGUAAAAUGAGUCUGGAACCGUCAAUCCAGCAGGAGUGCCAGUACCUGACUGAGGUCUUUGCUCAGCAGAAAGGAGCCCCUUUCGAUCCUAAAAUGGCACUGAACAAGGCAUCAUCCAAUAUCAUCUGCUGUUUGGUGUUUGGGAAACACUUUGAGUACACUGACAAGAAGCAUCAGACUAUGAUUGAGAACCUCAGUGAGGUGUUUUACCUUGAAGGACAAACAUGGGCACAGGUGUUCAACAUGGUUCCAUGGCUGAUGAGACAUAUCCCCGGACCUCACCAGAAGAUAUUUUCUCUGACGCGUUCAAUUAUGUCCUUUACUGAAGAGCAGAUCAAGGAGCACAGAGUGGAUCAUGACCCCUCAUCACCCAGAGACUAUAUCGACUGCUUUCUCACAGAAAUGGACAAGAAUGAAGAUUCCAUAUCCGGAUUUGAUAUAGAAAACCUGUGUGUUUGUACACUGGACCUAUUUGCUGCUGGGACUGAAACCACCACCACCACUUUGCACUGGGGACUGCUAUUCAUGUCCUACUACCCUGACAUACAAAAGAAGGUCCAGGCUGAACUAGAUACGGUAAUUGGCACAUCCAGGCAGCCCAGCUGGGCUGACAGAGAGAGCACUCCCUAUAUCAAUGCCGUCAUACAAGAGACUCAAAGGAUGGGAAACAUCUUACCUCUCAAUGUUGUCCGUAUGACUAACAGGGACACCCAACUUGGAAAGUACACCAUCCAAAAGGGUACCAUGGUGAUGGCCACCCUGAACUCUGUUCUUCAUGAUGAGUCUAUGUGGGAAACGCCCGACUCCUUCAACCCUCAACACUUCCUGGACAAGAACGGCCAGGCUAGAAAGAGAGAGGCCUUCCUGCCCUUUUCAGCUGGGAAGCGGGUGUGUCUUGGGGAACAGCUGGCCAGGAUGGAGCUGUAUCUUUUCCUCACCUCCCUCCUUCAGAGGUUUUCUUUCUCUGCCCCCCCUGGAGAAAAGCUCAGUCUGGACUACAUAUUAGGCACCACUCACUGUCCCAAGCCCUUUCGCCUUUGUGCCACAACACGUUGAUGACAAUAUCCAAAGCUGCCCCAUAAUUAUACCACUAGCAUAACAUCAUAGCCAAUAUGUUAUAAUCAAUUGCAUUUGGCCAUUCUGAGAUUAUAACACGAUGAGAGCCUGAGAGACUUUUACUAAUUGUGUUAUAAAAGUCUAAUGAUUAAAUGAUGAAUAUGUUUGCGUGCUAAUUUCCAUCAUUUUAACUGGCAUUGAUGAUAUGAUUACAUUUAUUUCAUUUGUUAUUUACAUUUUUGCAGUGUAACAUUAUGAAAAAGCCAAAUAAAGUAACAGAAUUGACUAGGAAGAUAAUUACAUUUCACCUGAGGUGUGAUUCUAGAAGUGUGUUAUCAUGUUGACCCCUUUUAGUAAAAUUACCUUCCUUUUAUCGAUUUUUUUUUUUCUCUCAGAAAGCCCAUCCCUUGAAUAAACAAACACAUCAUUUUAAAUUGGUGAUUGUUUGUUUCGAAUGAUGUAAAACAAUAAAGUAGAUACACAAAUCAUU